Molecule: messenger RNA, 1890 nt
Organism: Centropristis striata (black sea bass)
Lineage: Eukaryota; Metazoa; Chordata; Actinopteri; Perciformes; Serranidae
Product: sorting nexin-9-like
Exons: 17
Coding region: 112-1692 (526 amino acids)
Biological process (GO): endosomal transport; protein transport; mitotic cell cycle
Cellular component (GO): cytoplasmic vesicle; plasma membrane
Molecular function (GO): phosphatidylinositol binding; protein binding
Source: RefSeq, a predicted model, not a curated record
UGUUGUUUGUUUUGACACAGAAGAAGAAGUUGCAGGUCGCUCGCCGAGAGGCUGACAGGAUGAAACUAUAAAAAAAUAAGAUAAUAAGAAGCUGCUGCUGCGGACUUCAUCAUGGCUCAACAGGCUAAAAUUCUGUAUGACUUCACAGCAGAACCAGGAAACAAUGAGCUGUCAGUCCGACAGGGAGAGACCGUCUUUGUGCUAGACCAGACUGUGGGUGGAGGCUGGAUCUCAGCCCAGAACUUUAACGGACAAACCGGACUGGUACCUGAGGGGUAUUUACAGGUCUGUGGCAGCGGUGAAGCAGGAGGGGACUCGUGGUCAGGGGCGGAGGCUUUUGUCAACAACCCAACAGACGGAUAUACGCACACACAACACGCCGCUGAGGACGAUGACGGUGAGUGGGACGACGACUGGGAUGACCAAUCUGUGGGUGGUUACCAUGGUGACAAUCAGCAGGAUGAGGAGGGUGGGGCUUCAGGAAGGAGUACCCACGGACCCUCCAUGAAGCUUUCCCUGAACAAGUUUCCGUUCUCCAAAGGUCCGAGUCCGGAAGUCUUCUUGUUGGCUAAACCUCCGGCUAACAGCAGAGACAGACUUCCUGUUUACAUGGGAGAGGUCGGUCCGGUCUGGCUGUACCCGACGACUCCUCUCGACUGUUGGAUCGCCGACCCAAAGAAAGAGUCUAAACUUUACGGACUGAAGAGCUUCAUCGAGUACCAGGUUACUCCAAAUUCAACCAACACGCCUGUCAAUCAUCGCUACAAGCACUUUGAUUGGCUGUACGAGCGUCUACUGGAGAAGUUUGGCUCGGUGCUGCCCAUCCCCUCGCUGCCUGACAAACAGGUGACAGGUAGGUUCGAGGCGGACUUCAUCAUGACGAGGAUGGAGCAGCUGCAGGCGUGGAUGACCCGGCUGUGUCGCCACCCCGUCGUCUCUCAGAGUGAGGUCCUUCAGCUGUUCCUCACCUACAGAGACGAGAAGGAGUGGAAGGCGGGAAAGAGGACAGCGGAGAGAGACGAGACGGUGGGACCGGUGAUUUUCAGCCUCGUUGAACCUGAAGCUCCGGAGCUUGACGCCGUCCAGGUGGAGCGUCAGUGUGAACUCUACAGUCGUUUUACAAAGUCGAUGGAUGACGGAGUCAAAGAGCUGCUGAACGUCGGACACACUCACUGGAAACGCUGCACCGGACCGCUGCCUAAAGAGUACGAGCGGAUCGGUCGAGCCUUCAGGAACCUGUCAGCUGUUUUCAUCAGCAGCCAGUAUCCAGGAGAGGCCACGCUGACAGACGCUCUGACCGCUGCUGGAAAAACAUACGAAGAGAUCGCACAGAUUGUUGCUGAGCAGCCUCAGAAGGACCUUCACUUCCUGCUGGAGACAAACAGCGAGUACAAAGGCCUGCUGGGAUGUUUCCCAGAAAUCAUUGCUGUACACAAGGCUGCAGUGGAGAAGGUGAAGGAAGCCGAUCGUCUGGUUUCUGCCGGAAAAAUCAACAAUGAUGAUAAGAAGUGCAUGAACCAUCGAAUCAGCUGCAUGAGCUACUCCCUGCAGGCUGAGAUGAAUCAUUUCCAUAGUAACCGUAUCUAUGACUACAACAGAGUGAUGCAGCUGUACCUGGAGCAGCAGGUGACCUUCUACCAACAGAUCGCUGAUAAGCUGAGAGGAGCUCUGAGCCAGUUCACCACGCUGUGAGGAUGACGGAACGAUGACAUCACCAUUGACUGUUACACUUUUAACAAAAUUAAAGCCUGAAUAUAAAUUAAUAAGAUGUGAAACCUAAUUCUUCUUCUUCUUGUUUUAUUUUAAAAAAAGAUUGUUUGUUUGUUUUUUAUUCUUCUGAAUAUUGAUGUUUUAACUGGAUUUUACACAUUAAAUUCACUUUGGACACUA